Molecule: messenger RNA, 1694 nt
Organism: Coccidioides immitis RS
Lineage: Eukaryota; Fungi; Ascomycota; Eurotiomycetes; Onygenales; Onygenaceae
Exons: 1
Coding region: 1-1194 (397 amino acids)
Source: RefSeq, a predicted model, not a curated record
AUGGCUGGUGAUUUCUUCCUCGAUAGCCCUGUCCCCCCGAAGCUCGACCUCACUGGUGCACGGUCACAGUUCUAUCGCUCUCCUCGAACUCCAUCCGCGACAUCGUCCCUCAGUCGUUCGGUAACGUCUUCAGGUCACCCAAACAGUCGCAAGCGUGCAAGAUACGGCUAUAAUGACUUCGAUAGCCAUCAUACAUCAAGCAGUCUCGCAUGGGGAGGAGACCUCUCAACUCAGUUUACUGAUCCGACCAGCCCUGCUCCGCUUGCGAAUACCGACUACAGAUUAGCUGGCGGGGGUUUGGAAGCACACAAAGUGCCCCUUGCAUCUGCUGGAACGGCACUGGAGCUUGAAGAUAAUGGAGCGGAGCUAGACUAUAGACCUAGUCGAUACUCUACGUAUCCGCUAACAACAGGUGAAGGGAAUAAGAGGAAACGAGAAAGGCCGACCUCGGCUGGCAAUGACACAGAAGAAAUUGAUGAUUCAUCUGUAUCGACAUCGUUUGGCUGGGGAAGAGCCGUGAUGAACCUGGUUGGAGGAGUCGCAGGAAAAGUCUGGGACUUCUGUUGGUCUGGUGCAUUCCGUGGUUUCUAUGCUGGCGGAGGGAGAGGCUACGAUAUGGAUGCCCCAGCAGUGACUGCGGGGGUCACGCCGUCUCUCGAUCAAAGUGCCUGGGAGAAGCUAAAUCAGCUUGAAAGCCCGCUGACCCCAAAACCUUUGAUAUCCAAUGACCCCGCUUCCAUCGAUAGACCCCACCCAGACAGCGAUUGGGUGCUGGUUAAGACCGAGAAACGUUUCGGCGAAACCACUCCGUCAUCUUUGCCCCGCAGGGUUAAUCGUCGAGGUAGUUUGACACACCACGGUGGUUUGCGAAGGCAAGGUGCCAAAUCUACACCAAAGAAGCCUAGUUUGAUUCCGGUCAGACCAUCCUCCUCACUGGCCCAGAAAUACCAGUACUCUUCCACUUUUUCACCCAGCUCUCCAGCUCCCAGUAACCCUUCAAGAACACCGAAGGAGAGCCCUCUCGCUCUCGAGGCCCAGCGAUAUGCCGCGAAGAUCCGUCGCAGGGAAAAGGAGGAAGACGCAAGCAUUCGUCGACUAAACCAACAACUAAAAGCUAUGAUCCGGGAAGGAAAAGAAGCGCUGGGGACGAAAAUUGAAAUUGACGAGACGAUGGACGUUGAUGACUACGAAUGAUUUUUUUUUUUUUUUUUUUUAACCUCGAUUCCCGCUGUUCAUUUCGGUUCAUUUGAGCGUCUUAUUGUUAUCGAGUAUUCCUAUUUAUGCAUUGCCCAGAGCUGUUGUGCUCGUCGAUAAGCCUUCUUUCUUCUAACGAUGAUACGGCCUCUGUGUUCAUUUGAUACCAUUUUCCAUGCCGAAGGAGAGUUGCAUACUGCCAACGAUGAUAAGCUAUAUUGUGCUCUUCGUUCGCCAGUGAAAACACCGCUGUUACGAUAUGUCGACUCCUUUUUUUCCCUCCUCCGGGUUCCCAGGGACCCCUUACGGGCAUCAUUGUUUUUUUCAUUCUAUGCAAUGUUGUCUCACUGCCUCUAUUUUCUGUGCUUCCAUGUCAGAGCUGUAAUUUACUGAUUUGUUCAUUCGCUGAGUCUGAUGUAUCAGCUGUCUAGGCAGAUAGCAAUGCUAUGAUCUUUGCUACUUGCAGAUUGACCCGCCAACAGCGACUUGAUUGCUUUUUA